Dimorphilus gyrociliatus is the source of this 745-nucleotide messenger RNA. NCBI's taxonomy places the organism in Eukaryota, Metazoa, Annelida, Polychaeta, Dinophilidae. The record is from the annotation of a GenBank genome assembly.
GAUGGCAAACUCUCAUAGGAUAGACGCUUUUUUAAUGGCCGAGAUAUAUUUAUCGGUUUGGCCUCCGACAUGCGUUCAAAUUGAUAAACUACGAGCAUUUGGCCAACUGCAGAAUGGUCGGAAGUCAACUAUAACUUUACUAGAAGACGGUAAUAUUAAGACGAGAACCGUUCUAGGAACAAACUACUAUAGAUCUUGCGAUGUUGAAUGCCUAGAUUCGGACGAUGGCUUAUCGAAUUUGCUUCUAAUAGCGGUGAGGUUAACGAACGCUAAAUAUGAAUUAACUAUAUUCAAGUGCCAGAGUGCGACCGAUUGCCGUAUGUUUGUAAAUAUGUUUAGAGAAUCUAUUAGGCGACCUAUGUCUAAUUGGUCCUUCUAUCCGAAAGAGGACGAAGUGACUAGGGGAAUAAAUGAUGCUGUAGAUAAUGUUUUUGGGAAGGAUGUAAAAAUUCACGAGCCGAAACGUCCAAUCAAUUCUGUUCGAAGGCAUCUAGUCGAUCUUAGUCGGGAAGUAGAGAGGUUAAGAAAUGUCGUUAAGAGAAAGCCGUCGUAUAAGAUGCCAAGCGCCGAAGACGUCAAUCAGGGAAGAUUGGACGUUAUCGAUCCGGAAUUUAGUGGCAUUAUCAGUGCGAAUAAGCAAGAAAUCGAAGUUAUCAAGGGAAGGCGGAAUACGAUUACUUUUAUCCGUUCCAGCCGUCCAACACCGGUUAGGAAGAGAUUCCCCCAACGUGGUUAUCGGAGGUGA